AUGUCUUUGUUCCCUGGUCAAUUAAGUGGUAUACGAGGAGGUAAGGGUCUUUGGGGCCACCCCGAGAAAACUGGAGGUCUAGGUGGGCAUACUGGUAGCCAUGCAUCGCUCCAUACAGCCGUGAUUCCCCCUGAUCCAAUCGAUUUUCGCAUUCCCGCUUUCAAGAAGUCCCGUGCCGCCAGCAUGCUUGACCAUCCGUACGAAGGAGAGCUUGCCUUUUCCACCUCUAACGGGUUUGAAAACCAAAAAUAUCGGCUCUUAAGAACUCUGGCCAAGAGUGAGGUCGGAUAUUGUACGAUUCUCCAUAGUUGCUUCGCAAGCAGUGCGAGAUUGAAAUUGUGUAAGUCUCGAAAGCCUAGUCCUCCUUUAUCGAGAGACGUACAUAUCUUGUCCCACGCGAUCCAGUGA
This is a messenger RNA of Microthlaspi erraticum, 408 nucleotides long. Lineage: Eukaryota; Viridiplantae; Streptophyta; Magnoliopsida; Brassicales; Brassicaceae. The record is from the annotation of a GenBank genome assembly.